Messenger RNA from Centropristis striata (black sea bass), 1424 nucleotides. It is a transcript of the gene ppil6, whose product is annotated as peptidylprolyl isomerase (cyclophilin)-like 6. Bases 78 to 1067 code for a protein of 329 amino acids. NCBI's taxonomy places the organism in Eukaryota, Metazoa, Chordata, Actinopteri, Perciformes, Serranidae. Gene Ontology annotation, molecular function: peptidyl-prolyl cis-trans isomerase activity. Gene Ontology annotation, biological process: protein peptidyl-prolyl isomerization. The transcript has 8 exons. The record is from RefSeq and is a predicted model, not a curated record.
ACUACCAUGUUAUAAAAAUAAACAAGGUGAAAUGAAAGGAAACAGUUACGAAGUUGAUCGAGGCCAUACGUUUUAGCAUGAGCGUCAUAUUAAAGCGACUGAAAAGCUUGUUGCUAUGGAUACAAGCCUCUUGUUUACAGUCUAAGGACUUUAAUUUUUCUUUUUGUGAGUUUUUAUUUUUAACCAUGGACUUAAAAAUACAUCUAGAAAUUGUCGGCCUGGUUAAAGAUCCUGGUUUCCAUGAAGCCAAAAGUAUUGCUGAGGUACUAAAACAGAAGUUUCCAGAGAAAUUUCAGGAUCCAAAAAUUAAACCACUGCUCGAAUUUGACUGGGAAACAUAUCUAUGUCAGAAGAAAAGGGAGCUGCGUGGUGAAGCGUGGCAGUACUCCAGCAGCCUGAUGUGUUUUCUGAACGGCCUGCUCCUUGGUAACGAGAAGGAUCUCACCAACUGGGCCAAGAAUCAGUGGAGUUACACUUUCGCUCGACCGCAGACUUUCUAUAUGGCUCUCACUGAGCAACACUACAGCAAACACCUACGCAACACUGGGCAUCAGUUUGUCUUCAUGGACAUUGAGGUGGCAGGAGAAGCAGUGGGGAGGUUAUUGUUUGAGCUGUUCUCAGAUGUUUGUCCAAAGACAUCAAAGAACUUUGAGGCUCUGUGCACAGGGGAGCGAGGUCUGUCACAGAGCGGCUUCCCACUUUGCUACAGGGGCUCUGUGUUUCAUCGUGUGGUGCCCAACGGCUGGGUGCAAGGUGGAGAUAUUUCUCCAGAGAGGAAAGGCAAUGGAGGGGAGUCAAUCUAUGGACCAACGUUUGAAGAUGAAAGCUUUGCCGUGUCCCACACCAGACGGGGCACUCUAGGAAUGGCCAAUAAGGGUCCCCACAGCAAUGGAUCCCAGUUCUACAUCACCCUGCAGCCAACACCCUGGAUGGACAGGACCUAUGUUGCCUUUGGCCAUGUGGUUGAGGGAGUCGAAGUCCUCAGGAGACUAGAAGAAGCUCAGACUUGCAACGAAAGACCCAAGUAUGAAUGCAAAGUUACAAACUGUGGAGUGUUAAAGUUUUAAGUUUUCAGUUUAAAUAAAUGUUUUUUAUGUCAUCAAAAGAUACAUGUAACAUAUGACUUGCAUCUUCUUUUCUACAAAACUUUUGUUUGCAUUUGUAAUCUGGCAUUUUGUUAAUACUGUGCAUGACUCACUUAUAAUACAUUUUGUGCCACAUUGUUUAUCCCACAAAAAAAUGAUGAGUGACAACUGUCGGACGAAGAAUGGAGACGCCUUACUGUUGCUUUAAUAAGCAAAAAUUGAGGCAGACAUUUUGCUCUGCUAACUGUAUUACUGUAUUACCACCCACAAAUGGUGAAAUGCAGUUUUAUAUGACUGCUGUGGCUAGCUAGUCCCCAAAAGUCUUAUUUGAUUAAAUUC